UCCACACAGCUGUUGUGCCUCUAUCUGCUGUGUCACUGAACCCUCUUCAUCACUCUCUCCCCUCAGAGCCAGCUCUGGUAAACCAGAAACAACAAAGAACAAUAUUCAAUUCUUAGAACCCACUGCUGACAAGCAAACGAUCACUACACCUGCUACUACUCUGGAGUCUAAAAUGGAGACGAGCAUCUGUGACAUUUCUGAAGAGCUCAAUAGACAACUGGAAGACAUCAUUAACACAUAUGGGUCCGGGGCAAGUUCAGAGCAGGACAGCGCCAACAAGGAGCCAGAAGAUGUCGAUAAAGGGGAAUCCGACGACACCAAUGGGGAGCAGCCGGUCACCAGCGAGGCAUCUGCAGCCAAGGAGGUCAGUGCUGGCAAGGAACAGAAGCUAGAGAAGAAGAUCAUUAAAGGACUGGGGAAGGAAGCCACACUGCUUAUGCAAAGUUUAAACAAGUUGAAUACCCCAGAGGAGAAACUGGAAGUUCUUUUCAAGAAGUAUGCAGAACUGCUGGAAGAGCACCGGUCUGAGCAGAAACAGCUGAAAAUUCUUCAGAAGAAACAGGCCCUGAUUACGAAGGAGAAGGACCAUCUGCAAAGCGAGCACAGCAGAGCCAUUCUGGCACGUAGCAAACUGGAGAGCCUGUGUCGUGAGCUGCAGCGACACAACAAGACACUCAAGGAGAAAACUAUCCAGCGGUCUCGUGAAGAUGAAGAGAAACGCAAGGAGAUCACCGCCCACUUCCAGAACACCCUGAUUGACAUCCAGAGCCAGAUUGAGCAGCACAGUGACCGCAACAACAAGCUGUGUCAGGAGAACAGCGACCUGGCAGAGAAACUCAAGGGCAUCCUCGACCAAUAUGAGCAGAGGGAGGAGCACCUAAAUAAAAUCUUCAAGCACCGUGACUUGCAGCAGCAGCUGCUGGAUGCCAAGUUAGAACAGGCACACGUGAUGCUGAAGGAAGCUGAGGAUUGUCACCAAAGAGAAAAGGAAUAUUUACUGACCCAGGCUGCUGAGUGGAAGCUACAGUCUAAGAUGCUGAAAGAACAAGACACACUGAUGCAAGCGCAGCUGACCCUGUACACUGAGAAGUUUGAAGAAUUCCAGGGCACGAUGACAAAGAGCAAUGAAGUGUUUGCAAAUUUCAAACAGGAGAUGGACAGAAUGUCAAAGAAAAUGAAGGCAUUAGAGAAAGAAACAACUGUCUGGAGAACUCGCUUUGAGAGCUGUAACAAGGCACUUCUAGAUGUGAUUGAAGAGAAAGUUGUACAGGACAAAGAGUUUGAGUGCUUCCAGCUUAAGAUUCAGAGGUUGGAGAAACUGUGCCGAGCCCUGCAGGAUGAGAGGACCGUGUUAUACAAGAAGAUUUCGGAAAUACGUGGCACACGGGAGGAGAAAAAGGAGGAGGAAGACAGUGAGGACGAGAGUGCCAAGGAAGUCAAGCAAUUCCCUUUGCCUCAGCUUCCCUGCAUCCAAGAUCCCACGGUUGCCUUCAAGAUCUCCCAUAUCAUAGAGGAGGAGGAGAGCCCUUCAGAGGCAAGUCAAGUAGUAGAAGUUGAAAGCUUACCUACUCCUCAGCCCGAGCCAGCUGCUCCAGUCAACAAUGAGAGGCCAGCAGAACCCACCUCCGACAAGCCAAGUGCCACCCAGGAGAACACCCAGGAACAAACAGACAGGGACAUGGAAGCAGUUGACUAAAACUGGACUGUCAUUAAAUUUAAUUCAGUUUCUACGUUGACCCUAGCAGAGUCAGCAGUUUUUCUAAUAAGGCCUUUUUCAUCCUGUAAACUGUUUUAAAACUAUCAGGAAACAUAGAUGGAGAUUAUUUAAUAUUUUGUAAUAUUUAAGCCAGAUUUUGUAAUAUUUAAGCCAAAAGACAAGUCUGUAUCACAGUAGCAAAGUAAAAAUGUUAAGAAUAAAAAGGGUUUUUUAAUUGUCUUUGACCCCUUAAAUAAAAUUGGCAGAGAGAGAAUUUAAAAGGGAAAGGAGAGAGACAAUGAUACUGAGAUCGGAAGAGUGGGACUGAAAGUACUUUUGUGUCCUAAGUAAAGUGCUUUUGUGUCCUUGGUUGAGAUUGCUAAGUGAGAUAAAAUUUUAAAAAAUAACUAUGCUGCCUUAAUAUUUUGUCUAUAAUUAGUUACCAUGACAACUAAGUAUAAACUUAGUUAUUUCUAUUUGCUGUGAUGUUAUACCAGACAUACUUUUCUCAAGUUGUAAGUAUCAUGUUUAAACAUCACUUAAAUAAAAUAAAAAUCAAUGCAUCCAUAAAAAAAAAAAA
Molecule: messenger RNA, 2276 nt
Organism: Polyodon spathula (Mississippi paddlefish)
Lineage: Eukaryota; Metazoa; Chordata; Actinopteri; Acipenseriformes; Polyodontidae
Product: beta-taxilin-like
Exons: 10
Coding region: 173-1696 (507 amino acids)
Molecular function (GO): syntaxin binding
Source: RefSeq, a predicted model, not a curated record